UAGUUCUGGUAAGCAUUAUAAGAUACGCAGGGCUGGCAUUAAUAUAUGUUUUUAAGCUAAGCUAGCAUUUUUUUGUGAGUAAAAGAUUGUUAAAUGAAGAGAGAGUUUAAAAUAGCCAUAGAUUUUUUAGCAUUCUCUUCAAAGAUACGCUUAAAAUAAUAAGAUUUGUCAUUCAUCCUGAAAAAUUAAGUUAGCCAUUGCAUUUUGCUUGAAUCAAUACCCCUAAAAACAAUUCAAACAUCUCUCCAAUAUCGCAACCUUCAAAUCCUACCCAAAUAUUACUCUCUUCAAAUCUAUCAACCAACAUCUCCCGCGUAUCUUUACUAAAACUCCUCAAAGCCCUUGUUCAUCUAAAAUUAUUCUUCUAUCUUUGUACUUGAUGGCAGGAUUAGCCGAAAUACACUAAGGAAUGGGGUUUAUUUGGAUUCUUGGGCUGGAGAUUUGGAAGAAAAGGGGUAGAGAUUAGGGGUUUUGGGGGAUUUUAGAGGGGUUUGAGGGUUUUGGGGGUGGAAUUGAGGGAGAUAAGGGAGCUUAGGAGGUUGAGGAAGGGGAUUAGGGGAAGAUUGGGAUUUUUAAUAGAUGAUGGCAUUUAGAAAGGGAUUUGAAUUUAGUUUUGAGAGUUGUGUGAAGGAUUUAGUAUGACUAUUUUUACAGUUUUUAUAGUGUUGGGUUUAUAAAGAAAAUCCUACUCAUUUCUAUCAGUUCUUAAACCAAAGGAUACUUAAGAUUUUUAAUCAAAAUUUGUCUUUCAAAGCUGAGAUGCUUCUUCAUUGUAUACAAAAUCCUUGGCUAUUUUAGCCUUAGAGUUAUCCAAACUAAUGAUUUUAUUUGAAUAAAUAACAAUAGUUUUAAACUUUGCUCAUCAAAAUUAUAACUUUGCCUUAAUUGAUUCUAAUCUUCAUUCCAAAUCUGAUUUAAUUCCAAUUGGUUGCAUUUCAUCAAUAGAUAGUUUGAAAAUUGUGGCUAAAAUAUUCCCAUGAAGUCAUAAUCUGGCUUCAAUUAGAUGUUUUUACCAAAGCACUCAUAUAUAGAUUCAUUUAAUUACGGGCCCUCUGAUGAUGGAAGCAGUAGCCAAGAAAAAAGUAUGAGAGGUGAAUCCGAAGAUAACUAUGAUCCAAGUAAUGAAUCAAUAUCUUCUUGAAAUACUACCCAGAGAGAUGCUAGAAUUUAUGGAGAGUCUAAUGAAGAAUCCAAGCUAAGAGGAUAUGAAGAACAAAAAUCCUCCAACGAGGAAGUAUUUAACUUCCAAGAUGAAAUUGAAAGUUUAGCAGACUUAAAGAGUGUUGAAUCUAGUGAAUAUUUCAGCACAGAUAAAUCAUUGGGUCAGGAUAUUUCAGUAAUAAAGAAAAAGAUUGAUGAAGAAUCUGAUGAUUCAGAAGAAAUUGAAAAGAUCCAAGACGAUUGGAUUAUUGAACCCCCAAAGAAAAUUGAUCAAAAUUGGACCCUCAAAGAAUCCAUUGAUGACUUGAUUGCCAAAAUAACCAAAGUCAAAGACUCUGCAAAUGAUUCAAAUGAGAUGAGGAAAAGAAUUGAGAAAACUAUUACAAAGACGAUAAAAAAGAUUUCCAAAAAUGAACAAAGCUUUGAAUCAAAACUAAACGGGGAGCCAAUUCACAGGUCCCUUUAUUCUGAUCUCAGAAAAACAGAUCAUGACUACAUCUGUAGAAUCUAUGAUGCCUUCGACUCAACUUACAAACUAUCAAAACUCCUUAAGUUGAGGAACCCUUCAAAUGAGAAAGACCAGAAAGCUCUUAAGAAAGAAAUUAAGAAGAAGAAAGACAAAGCUAAUGACUUGAAAAUUAGUAUGAAGGAGAAGUUGAAUGAAAUGAAGAAGACUUUGCAGAAGAAUGGGCAGAACAGUGACACAUUGUUAUUUGUGUUAAACGGAUUGGUUAAAGAAGAUGGUUGGGUCAAAGAUGGACUCCAGAAACAUUUUGAGAGUAGUGAAAAGACAAUCGAGACAUUAAGAAGUACAAUUAUUAAAAAAUUUGUGACAAAAAACCAAACUGAUUCUCUAACUCACAAAGAGGUUUGCAAUGAGCUUUAUCAUGAAUUUGAAGCAAUCUCAAAAAGCCAAGAUAAAAUACUAGAUGUCCUUCUAGAGCAAGCAAAGAUAAUUCAAGAUAAACUAGUCCAACUAGGUGAAUUGGAAUAUUCAGAUUUAUCAAGCUCAUCAGCUUCAAAAUCAAUCAGUGAAAGUCAGAAGAAAAUCGAAGAUGAAAGCAUCCUGGCUAUAAAAGAUAUGAAAACCCAAUAUAAUUUACUCUUGAAAGAGAAGAAUGAGCUAGAGAAAGAAAUCAAAAAGGUUAAAUUUGAUAAAAGUGAAGAGAUUUUAAGCCUCCAAGGUAAAAAUGCAAAGCUUAUUCAAGAAAAACGUAAUUUAUACAAAGAAAAGGAGGAGUACAGAGUAAAAGCAUCAGAGUUCCACAAACUUCAAGAAGAAAACAAAAGAUUAAUCUCCACUCUUGCCUCCACUGAGGAAGCUAAGAAAAAGGCUGAAGAUCAACUACACAGAAAGAAUGAAGAAUUUUCUACUCUCGAAAGUGAAACUAAAAAGAUUGUGCAAGAAAGAGAUGACUUGCUUGAAGAGAACUCCAAUCUUUCAAAACAGAAUGAUAAGCUCACUAAAUCUAAUAAUGAGUUACUUGAACAGAGUAAUGAUCUCCUUAACGAGAGCAUGAGCAUGGCAAAUCCUAAUGACGAAAUAAAAGACUUGGAAAAAGAUAAGCUUGAAUUAAAUAAAAAGCUAGAAGAGCUUACAAAGAAGUAUGAAGAGACACAAGAAUUAAACAAGAAUUUAAAAGAAGAAGGAGAAAAGCUUAAGAAUAAAGAAAAGAAAUUGGAUGAAGACUUAAAAGAGAAAGAAAGAAAUUCAAAGAAAGAUAAUGAAGAGAUUGGUGAUUUGAAGAAACAGGUUAAAGAAUUAGAUACGAAAUGUAACAAAGCUGAAUCAGAAAACAAUGAUCUGAAGUCUAAGAUGGAGGAGAAUAAAAAAGAGUAUGACAAUCUCAAAGAAGUUUCAGAUUUAUCCAAGGCCAGAAUCAAGAAGUUUGAAGAAGACAAAAAGGUUCAAGAUGAUACCAUCAGAAGCCUUCAACAGGAUAGGGAUCUGCUUAUUAGUAGUCACAGAGAAGAACAGAUUGAUAUUGAAUACGAGAUAAGAGAUCUUAGAGAUACCUUCGACGACUUACUCCUCGAGCACAACAUCAACCCAGGUGGCCUCAUGGGCACAUCCCAACCCUCCACUCCAGCUCCCGCUCCCGCCCCAGCAGCCUACAUCGAAGAAGUCGCCCAAGGAAAUGUUAUCGAAGACUAA
Messenger RNA from Moneuplotes crassus, 3316 nucleotides. Lineage: Eukaryota; Ciliophora; Spirotrichea; Euplotida; Euplotidae. The record is from the annotation of a GenBank genome assembly.